CCUAAAAAGGCUGCCAUGACCGAAAGAGGAGGAGGACGAAUAAGAAGACGAUGAUCCCUUGAGAAGAAGGGAUGCUUCUUGUGCUGCUGCUGCUUUGGUUUUUUUUUUCCUCUCUCGCUCUUUUUUCUUCUUCUCUUUGUCCGCUGGCAGCAGCAGCAGCAGCAGCAGCAGCUUUGGAAUGAAUCCCCUUUCUUUUUCCUCUCUCCUUUGAGCAUGAUCUCGUGCAUGCUUUACUCAUUCACUCGCAGUUCUGGGCUAGAAAAUGUGACCCUUUUGAGUGAUUUGAUUGAUUGAUUGACACAGAAACGAAGAAUAGGGGUUUUGGAAAACAGGAGUUCUUGUAGACUUCUUCUUCCUCCAUUUUUUUUUUCUCUCUUCCUUUUUGUGUUCUUCGCUCUCCACACACGGCUUAUAUGGAAGAUCAUGUCGCUCUAGACAUCGAGAGGCUCGGCGCUUGCUUGGGCGACUCCCAUUUCCAGAAGAAUGGAACCAGCUCGUCGCUGCUGAUGCAAAACCAGUUUUUUCAUCUUCAGCAGCAUCACCACCAUCACCAGGAUCACUCCGCAAAGCCACCAUCGCCACCAUCGCUAAAAUCCCAGCAGGACGAGUGUCGAAUCUGCCAAGAGGAGGACGAGGCUGGGAAUCUCGAAAUCCCGUGCUCUUGUUGCGGCAGCUUGAAGUAUGCUCAUCGAAAGUGCGUGCAGCGCUGGUGCAACGAAAAAGGGGACACCAUCUGCGAGAUUUGUCAGCAGCCUUUUAAAGGCUACACAGCGCCAGUCCGGUCUCCUGCCGCUCCUGUUGCUCUCCCCGAUGACCACUCGAGGAACGUCGAGUGGAGAAGCCACCACCAGCUUGAUCCUCGAAUCAUGGCAAUGGCUGCCGAGCGUCACUUCAUCCAGGAGAUCGAUGACUACGCGGCUGCCAAUGCUUCUGGAGCUGCGUGUUGCCGUUCUGCUGCACUCAUCUUGAUGGCACUGCUGCUACUUCGUCAUACGCUGGCUCUUGGUGCCGCCGGGAGCGACGACGACGCCUCCACUUUCUUUACGCUUUUCUUCCUCAGGGCCGCAGGAUUUCUUCUGCCUUGUUACAUUAUGGCUCGAGCGAUGAACAUCUUGCAGCGACGGCGGCAGCGACAGGAAUGGAGCACUACCUCGGCUGCGAGAAGUCUCCAAAUCCUCGAUCCGUCGCCAUCUCAGUCCCAGCGCAUUCCAUUUCUCAACUUGCUUGCGUCUGCACGGGGAUGAAGAGUUUUUUGGCGAAUACGUGAAGAAGAAACAAAUAAAAGAGACGAAACUGGUUGUCAUCAACGCAAAGCAAACAAAUUGUAAAUUCCCAAUUGCAAACCUUCCCACAAGUAAGCUUGAAAUGGUUUUGCCAACGCAUUCAAUUAACAAGCACUCGAAAGCAAUAGAAGCUUUUUCUAGACGUC
Selaginella moellendorffii is the source of this 1429-nucleotide messenger RNA. RefSeq lists its product as uncharacterized. Gene Ontology annotation, molecular function: zinc ion binding; ubiquitin-protein transferase activity. The coding region runs from base 414 to 1244 and encodes 276 amino acids. Gene Ontology annotation, biological process: protein ubiquitination. Lineage: Eukaryota; Viridiplantae; Streptophyta; Lycopodiopsida; Selaginellales; Selaginellaceae. The record is from RefSeq and is a predicted model, not a curated record. The transcript has 7 exons. Gene Ontology annotation, cellular component: membrane.